CGUUGGUUUGAUCUGCCGUGUCUAAAGUCCUUUUGGGACCCCAACACUGUACUCUCUUUUCUUCAACUUCUCCAACAUAUAAUUCAAAAUCCAAGUAAAAGAAGAAAACCACUUCUGCGAAUCUCUUGGCUCCUAAACUUAGGGUUUUUUUUCCAGAAAUGAUGUCUUCGCUGUAUAAAUUGCGAAGAUUUGCACUUCACAAGACUGAUAAUAAGGAUAAAUUUGACUUUUCGCCUUCCGCUCAGGUUGAUGAACUCUUUCAAGCUGCUCAGGAGAUGCAGGAUAUGCGAAAUUUCUAUGAUAGUUUACUCUCAGCUGCUGCGGCGACCGCAAACAGUGCUUAUGAAUUCUCGGAGUCGCUGCACGAAAUGGGUUCUUGUCUACUGGAGAAAGCCCCAUUACAAGAUGAUGAAGAAGGCAGUAGAAUUUUGUUAAUGUUGGGGAAGGUGCAGUUCGAACUUCAAAAGCUUGUUGAUAGUUAUAGGUCUCAUAUAAUCCUGACGAUUACAAACCCAUCAGAAUCUCUUCUCAAUGAACUUCGCAUGGUUGAGGAUAUGAAACGACAAUGCGACGAAAAAAGAAGUGUAUAUGAAUACAUGAUGGCACGGCAAAGAGAAAAAGGAAGGUCAAAAAAUGGCAAAGGCGAAAGUUUUACUCCACAGCAAUUGCAAACUGCCAGCGAUGAAUAUGAUGAAGAGGCAACCCUAUGUAUCUUUCGGUUGAAGUCCCUCAGAGAAGGGCAGUACCGUAGUCUUCUAACUCAGGCAGCCCGCCAUCAUGCAGCUCAGGUUUUCUACAUCUUCCUAGCUAUUUCAGAACACUACAUCUCUCAUUCUUUCCUGAAGGGACUUAAAUCACUCGAGGCAGUUGACACUCAUGUUAGAUCAGUUGCUGAGCGGCAACAUAUUGAUUACCAGUUUUCUGGACUUGAAGAUGAUGAGGGGGAAGAUGUUGAGGAUAGCUAUUAUUCUAAUGAAGCAGGGGAACUGAGUUUUGACUAUAGACAGAAUAAGCAGGGUCUCAAUGUUGUUUCCACAUCAAGAAAUUUAAUGGAGAUGGAUGAAGUUGGAAUUUCAUUUCCUCAAACAUUAUUAGUAGAAAAUGCUGAGACAAAUUUGGACAAAAACCCAGGAAAUCACCCAGCAUCAAACAGGGAGCCCAGGGAAAGCUACUCAGCCCCCUUAUUUCCUGAAAAGAAGAAUGAUCAGUCCGAAAAAUUUAUACAAAUACAGCCUGCAAGGAAAUCGAGUGCAUAUGUGCUGCCCACUCCUACCAAUGCAAAGGUCCCAAUCUUAUCAAAACCAAGUACUUCAAUUCCCUUUGCAAGGCCAACUAACCCUACUGGUCGCACACACAACCCAUCACAUUCUUCCCCCUUGGAACGGAAGAAGCAAGACAAAGAUCAUAGUGAUGGUAACAUGUCAGAUCUCUCUGUAUUCAAAUCACAGUCAGUUCUUAAAGAGAGCAACAGUAAUACCAUCUCCGCAAAACUACCUCCUCCUUUGGCAGAGGGAUUUUCCAUUCCGCAGAUGGGUAAAUCUUCUGAUACAAAAAAUAGCAAAAGAUAUGCAUUUUCUGGUCCAAUGACUUCUAAGACAUCAUCAACAAAGCUUACCUCUAUAGAACCUUACCAGCUAGUUUCUGCAGUACUUAAUUCCUCACCAGUUGCUCAGUCUUCAGUGUCUCCUAGGAGAUCCCCAAGUGCUUCACCGCCGCCUGUUUCUUCUCCUAGAUUAAGUGAACUUCAUGAGCUUCCUAGGCCUCCAAGUGGCUUAGCCAGCAAUCCAGGAAAAUCUCAAGGUUUGGUUGGUCACUCAGCUCCGUUGAUGUCUAGAAAUCAAGAGCAUACUGCAACAAAUAAAAGUCCUUCAGUCGUUUCAAGUGCAGCUUCCCCUCUUCCUAUUCCGCCAUUAAUUAUUCCUCGGAGUUUCUCCAUACCCUCAAGUAGCGAGAAAGCAAUGACAUUACAUGUUUCGAAGCCUUUUGAAUCUCCAAAAGUUGGAGAAAGGGCUGAAGAUGUUUCAUCUCCACCUUUGACACCUAUUUCCCUUGGUAACAUUAAGCCAGUUUGAGGUGUUUCUGAAGUGGCGCCACACUCUGCGCAUAUUAGGGGUGAUUGAAAUUUCGUCUUUCAUUGUUUUCUGUAUCAUAUUGCUUGUGCAUACAUAUUUGAUGGCUGAUGGAUAUUGGAAGAUUUUGACAUUUGCCUGCUUCCAUCUUCCAUCUUGAUUCUUUCUGGCUAAAAAUGGAUAAAUUAGAACAGAGAAGAAUUGGCUAUAUGAAUUAUCGGACUACGCUCAAGCUUGUUGUUCACAAUGUAAUACGAUAGUCCAUCUUCGUUUCCACGUUUUCAUAUUUGCUGUGGAAAAAUUGUGAUGGAGGGUUAUAGUAAAACCAUGCUUGGGAUGGGUGGAACUGGUAAAUCCCAUUUCUCUAUUAAAAAAUUCAGAAUUUGAUUUCCUGUCAGAUAAGGAACGGUUCAGAGUUA
Messenger RNA from Mangifera indica (mango), 2488 nucleotides. RefSeq lists its product as uncharacterized. The record is from RefSeq and is a predicted model, not a curated record. The transcript has 10 exons. Bases 159 to 2072 code for a protein of 637 amino acids. Lineage: Eukaryota; Viridiplantae; Streptophyta; Magnoliopsida; Sapindales; Anacardiaceae.